CUGAAACGACAUUGUAUCACAGCAAACGUGUCAAACAGUUGAGUGCAUAGAAAAUUAGAAAAGUUCACCAAAUAGUUUGAUUGGAUGAUAUUGUCGUGGAACUCAUUAAGCUAUUUAGUGAGGGUCUGCUCUAUUCAGUGGUAGCCUGCUACGCUGCACAAUUACAACUUCCAAUAAGUCACGAGGUUGUAAAAUAUUUGUACACUGUUUAGGUAGUAUAUCAGUAUCAGGUCUGAUCGCUGUAGAUAAGAUUUAGAUUUAUCAACAAAUACAACCCUCAUUAGUACACGGAAGUUACGUUAAACGCGUCGAAUUUGCUGGUUAUUAACAAGGUGACGUAGUACACACACAACUGCCGUACACAAGAUCGAUCUCGUUCUAUCACAGCAGAAAAACCACAACAAACAAAGAAGCUCUUCAGUUUGCAAUGGAUAAAUUAAAAAAUGCGUUUGGCAACACCAAAAGAGACGGCUCUUCGAACCAAGAAACAAGUUGGACCGAUUUCGUAACCGAACGACUACUUUUGAAGCACGAAAAGCUAUCACAAUCGGAAUCAUUGAAUCAAUUUUGCAGAACUAGUGCUGGUACGUAGCGACGCAUACAUGGUGCAACAUCUUUGUCAAUGAUGCAUUUGUGCGCCAUUCACGUAAACGUGUCCAUAGCUUUCGAAACUAAUUAAAAGUGGCACGCUGUAUUAUAAAUUACUGUUAUCAAAUUUGUCAAGUUGAAUUUAUUGCUCUUGAAAAUUCACUUCAUGGCGUCCAACGUUAAUUUGUAGAUAAAGUCAAUAAUUUCAACGUAUAAAAAUCAAAAACAUGCGCAUAAAUCUACCAUUGUUCACUAGUGACCGAGUGAUGUGACACAACGACAGUCUGUCGAGUGAGUUAAACACGAUGAAUGAAGUUAAAGCAAGGGCGCACGAACAAAGUGUAAAAUUUCAAUACCUUCUCACGUUAGUGGUAAAUAUACUGCUAAUAGGCCAUGGUUUUGUCGGUGGAUGGGCUAGCCCAAAUAUCAUUCUGCUACAGUCAGAUGAUUCGCCGUUGCCAUCGGGAAAAAUUACAAUGGAUGAGGCGUCAUGGAUAGCAUCUCUUAUAUGCAUUGGUGGCCUGAUUGGUAGCAUAUGUAGCGGUUUCAUUACGAGUAUGUUUGGUCGCAAAAUACCUUUGAUUCUGCUCACAGUUCCAGCCAUUUUGAGCUGUUUGCUCAUUUGGUUUGCACAAAAUGUCUACUAUUCAUACGCAGCGCGAUUGUGGGGUAUAUGUCGCAGGUGGGGUGUACACAAUAAUUCCGCCUUUUUUGGCCGAAAUAUGCAAUGAUCGCGUUCGAGGAGUGUUGGGAUCAACACUGGUGUUGUUUUGUAACCUGGGCAUAUUACUAGCAUUCACUUUUGGAACUUACUUUGAUUUUUAUAUGACACCUAAGUUUGUAAUCGUUAUGACAAUAUUGUGCGCCAUUUUACUCUUUUUAUUCCCAGAAUCAUCGACGGUUCUUCUGAAACGGAACCAAAUAUCACUAGCAGAAGAGUCGAUUCGAUUCUAUCAAAACUUGAAAAAUAACUCGGAUUUUGAGUUGCUGCAGGCAGAAAUGACUAAGUUGAAGAGUACGGUUAAAGGUGGAAACUCCGGUAAAUCGAGCGAUAACUCGUUCAAAUUGUCUGAUUUAUCAACCGGAGCCGGUAGGAAAGCUAUGAUGAUUGGCAUCGUGCUCGCCAUGAUAAAUCAGCUUUCCGGUUGCUUCGCCAUGUUGCAGUACACGGCGACAAUUUUCAAAGAAGCUGGAUCGAGCAUGUCGCCAAAUAUGUCAUCAAUUGUGGUUGGACUUCUUCAACUAGUAGGUUCAUCUGUGGCAACCUUGCUCGUUGAACGAUCCGGACGGAAGUUCUUAUUCAUAGUGUCAUCAGUUGGAAUUGCCUUGGGUUUGAUAACUCUCGGUGUAUAUAUGAUGCUCAAAUCGUCUGGCGUUUCUGUUGAAUCGGUCAACUUUAUUCCAAUUGUGAGCUUUUCAUUUGUGAUUUUCAUUGCAAAUUGGGCCGUGUUAAAUUUGCCUUUCCUAGUAAUCUCAGAAUUGAUGCCCGAAAAUUUGAAAGAUUUCGGACAAUCAUUUUGCAUGGUAGUUUUAUGGGUGUGUUCAUUUAUUACGAUAAAAUAUCUGCCUCUGUUGACUGAGUCAUUGGGAAUGCACGGAACAAUGUUUCUAUUCUCUGGCGCUUGCUUAUCGGCCGCCACGUUCAUCAUCAUUUUCAUGCCGGAGACAAAGGGAAAAAGCUACGAAGAAAUCAUGGCCGUUCUUCGAUGAUUGACUUCGAUUUAAACACCAAAGAAUAGGAAAUAAUUUUACUGAAAAUAAUUGUAAACUGAAUUAUUUAUUAUUACUGAAAAUAAAUAAAGCCUUUAAAUGUGAUAAA
Messenger RNA from Sitodiplosis mosellana (orange wheat blossom midge), 2407 nucleotides. Its product is annotated as facilitated trehalose transporter Tret1-like. Bases 1225 to 2298 code for a protein of 357 amino acids. NCBI's taxonomy places the organism in Eukaryota, Metazoa, Arthropoda, Insecta, Diptera, Cecidomyiidae. Gene Ontology annotation, cellular component: membrane. The record is from RefSeq and is a predicted model, not a curated record. The transcript is spliced from 8 exons. Gene Ontology annotation, biological process: transmembrane transport. Gene Ontology annotation, molecular function: transmembrane transporter activity.